CAGGGUUGCUGUUUUAUCAAGCGCUGUUGCCGUUGAGAUUCCGCGGAUCGGGGGGGUGGUUGGAUGAUUGAGGAUGCAGCCCCGGUUUUCGGAUUACCUCUGAAGAAGGCAUUGUUGCGUUGGUGUAUGGUGCUAUGGCUCAGCAAUCGUCGCGUCUCAAUCGGCUGCUCACUCUUCUCGACACUGGUUCGACUCAGUCUACGAGGUUUGCCGCGGCUCGCCAGAUUGGAGAUAUUGCCAAGUCGCAUCCCCGGGACUUAACCUUUCUCUUAAAGAAGGUUGCUCAAUACCUUCGUAGUAAGAAUUGGGAUACGAGGGUUGCUGCAGCUCAUGCAAUAGGUGCCAUUGCUCAGAAUGUUAAGCACACGUCUGUGAAUGACUUAUUCGCUGCCGUUGAGAUGAAGACGUCCGAGGCUGGGAUAGAUGGCACUCUCGAAAACAUCCUGGCAUGGCCUUAUCAGUCUAAAUUUGUGUCAAGCAUUUCAUUUCGAAGCUUUGAUCUCAACAAGGUUUUGGACUUUGGAGCUUUAUUGGCAUCAAGGGGUCAGGAGUAUGAUGUUUCAACUGAUAAUUUAAAGAGUCCUCGGGAGCGUCUGGCCCAUCAAAAGCAAAGCCUUCGACGCCGUUUGGGUCUGGAUGUCUGUGAGCAGUUCAUGGAUGUCAAUGAUAUGAUAAAAGAUGAGGACCUUAUUGUGCAGAAAUUGCAUCCUUAUGGAAAUGGUUUGGACCAUAAAAUUUAUGCGUCAGCUUCUGUACAUAAUAUUCAGAGACUAGUUGCAAAGAUGGUUCCCUGUGUUAAGAGGCCAAGCGCUAGGGAAUUGAAUCUGUUGAAAAGGAAAGCAAAAAGUACUUCAAAAGACCAAGGCAAAGUUUGGUCUGAAGAUAGCAAUACAGAGGUAUCAAAUGCACAUGACACAACUGCCCCAAAGGGCGCUGGUCCAGAGUUAACUGUUAUUAAUAAGGUAGAUUGUUCCCUUGAUGACGACGCUGACCACGAUGGUGAAGGACUAUGGCCUUUCCGUAAUUUUGUUGAGCAGCUUAUUCUUGAUAUGUUUGAUGCAGUUUGGGAGAUUCGGCAUGGAAGUGUUAUGGCUUUAAGAGAAAUUUUAACUCAUCAUGGUGCCUCAGCUGGUGUCUUGCUGCCCAACUCCAGCUCUGCUGUUAUGCCUUGUGACUUAAGAGAUGAUGGCUCCGUAUGUUCAUCUGAAGACAAAAAUCAUACAACUACAUUGAAGAGAGACAGAUCCAUAGAUCUCAACAUGCAUGUUUCUGCUGAUGAUUCUGAGCCAGAAAUUAAGAGGCCCAAGACUGAAGGUGCAGCUUCUCCAUCUCAAAAUGCAGUGGCUAGCACUGCUGAGAACAUGGAUAUCAUCGUCGGGGUCGAAGAUGUUAAAUGCAAUUUGCAUGAUGUUCAACCAGAUGGUGGGACGAUUAAGGUGGAUGCUGAGUCUUAUCUUGAUGAUGAAUCUUGCUCUCAUAAAGAAGAAGCUGGUGCAGCAGAUUUGAGGGGUUUCUCUAAUGCGAAGUGUCCGCUAAUGGAUCCAGAUAUAUUGAAACAUCUCCCAGAAGGCUCUGAGCUAGUGAACUUGGUUGAAGUGGCUAGGCAUUCCUGGCUUAGAAAUUGUGAAUUUCUUCAAGAUUGUGCAAUUCGUUUUCUGUGUGUGCUGUCCCUUGACAGAUUUGGGGACUACGUAUCUGAUCAGGUUGUUGCUCCAGUUCGGGAGACUUGUGCGCAAGCAUUAGGUGCUGCAUUUAAGUAUAUGCAUCCCUUAUUAGUUAAUGACACAUUGCAUAUUCUGCUUCAGAUGCAGCAUAGAGCAGAGUGGGAAAUUCGCCAUGGAAGUUUGUUAGGUAUUAAGUAUCUGAUUGCUGUGAGACAGGAUAUGCUGCAUGGUCUCCUUGGUGCUGUCCUCCCUGCAUGUAAAGCUGGGCUGGAGGACCCUGAUGAUGACGUACGAGCUGUAGCUGCUGACGCUUUAAUACCUGCUGCUGCUGCUAUUGUUGAUCUCAAUGGUCCAACCUUGCAUGAGAUUGUCAUGCUGCUUUGGGAUAUCUUGCUUGAUCUGGACGACUUAAGUCCCUCAACUAGCAGUGUGAUGAAUCUGUUGGCAGAGAUCUACUCCCAGGAAAGUAUGAUUCCCAAAAUGCUCGGGACUUUGGUAUUGAAAGAAAAACAGGACAUGGACCUAAAUGAUAUGGUUAAUGCGGAUAAUUUUGGAGAAGGAAAAGAUACACAGGAAAAUCCUUACAUGUUAUCUACUUUGGCACCGCGGCUUUGGCCAUUUAUGAGGCAUACUAUUACAUCAGUCCGUCUCUCUGCUAUUCGCACUUUGGAGCGGCUACUUGAUGCUGGUUUUAAAAGAAGCAUCUCGCAGAACUCCAGAUGUUCGUUUUGGCCUUCAUUUAUUUUGGGGGAUACAAUAAGGAUAGUUUUCCAGAAUCUGCUGCUGGAAACAAAUGAUGCGAUUUUGGAGAGCUCCGAGAGGGUUUGGAGGCUUCUUGCUCAGUGCCCAGUUGAAGACUUGGAAGCUGUUGCGAAGUCUUAUAUGUCUUCUUUGAUAGAACUUGCAUCUACUCCUUAUGGUUCCCAACUGGAUUCUGCAAAGAUGUUUUGGCCUGUAGCUCCUCCUCGAAGGAGCCAGUUUAGAGCUGCUAAAGUGAGAGCCGUGAAACUUGAAAAUGACCAUUACCGAAACAGUUGCUUGGAUUCUGGGGGAGGAGUUGUUCCACAGGAAAGAAAUGGGGAUGCUUCUGGAAACUUGGUAAAAAUUGUUGUGGGUGCUGAUGCGGAGAUGUCAGUGACUCAUACCAGAGUUCUUUGUGCUUCGGCUUUGGGAAUCUUGGCUGCUAAUUUGCGAAAAGAAUCUCUUCAAUGCAUUGUUGAUCCUUUAUGGAGUGCCCUGACCUCUUUCUCUGGGGUGCAGCGACAGGUGGCAUCCAUGAUUCUCAUUUCCUGGUUCAAAGAGAUUAAAAGGGGGCUCCUUUCUCAGGAUAAGUACAUUAAUCCUGCAAUUCCCGAAAAUUUGACAAAAUGGUUAUUGGAAUUAUUAGCAUGCGUAGACCCGGCACUCCCUACAAGAGAGUCACCUCUGCCCUACUGUGAGCUCUCAAGGACAUAUGCUAAAAUGAGGAAUGAGGCCACUCAGUUGUUGCGCGCUGUGGAGUCAUCAGGCAAAUUUAUAGAUACAUUAUCUACAAUGAAAAUUGAUGUAGAAGGCUUGAGUACUGAUGAUGCAAUUAAUUUUGCUUCGAGACUGCCAAUGUUUUCCGAUGAUGCAUCCAGCAAUGAAUCUGUGGCUAAGCACAUCCUUGAUGAUAUUGAAUCAGCCAGGCAACGGCUUUUGACUACUUCAGGCUACCUAAAAUGUGUUCAGAGUAAUUUGCAUGUCACCGUGUCUGCUUCAGUAGCUGCUGCUGUUGUCUGGAUGUCAGAACUUCCAGCCAGAUUGAAUCCUAUAAUCCUUCCUCUGAUGGCAUCAGUCAAAAGAGAGCAGGAGGAAAUAUUGCAGCAUAUGGCAGCCGAGGCACUUGCCGAGCUCAUUUCUCACUGUAUUUCACGAAAGCCAGGCCCAAAUGACAAGUUGAUCAAGAAUAUUUGUAGUUUAACAUGUGUGGAUCCUCGAGAGACACCUCAAGCUGCAAUCAUCAAUUCUAUGGAAGUAAUUGAUGAUCAGGAUCUGCUUUCCUUCAGGAGCAGUUCUGGUAGGCAGAAGUCGAAGGUUCACAUGCUUGCUGGGGGUGAAGAUCGGUCGAAAAUUGAAGGAUUUAUUAGCAGAAGAGGGUCUGAACUCGCAUUGAGGCAUUUAUGUGAGAAGUUUGGUGCUUCAUUAUUUGACAUGCUGCCGAGACUAUGGGAUUGCCUUACUGAAGUCUUAAAGCCUGCCAGUGAUGUGGACGAGAAAGAAAUUAUGAUGGCGAUUAAUUGCAUUAAGGAUCCCCAAAUGUUGAUAAAUAAUAUCCAGUUGGUUCGGUCAGUGGCUCCAAUGCUCCAUGAGAUGUUGAAACCCAAAUUGCUAACACUUCUUCCCUGCAUCUUUGAAUGUGUACGUCAUGCCCAUGUGGCGGUAAGAUUGGCAGCUUCUAGGUGCAUCACUUCAAUGGCAAAGUCAAUGACAUUAGAAGUGAUGGCAGCUGUUGUUGGAAAUGCCAUCCCGAUGUUGGGAGAUAUGACAUCUAUUCAUGCCAGACAAGGUGCUGGUAUGCUUAUUAGUUUGCUAGUCCAAGGACUCGGUGUGGAGCUGGUUCCGUAUGCUCCAUUGUUGGUUGUUCCCCUGCUCAAAUGUAUGAGUGAUUGCGAUGCUUCUGUGAGACAUAGUGUCACGCACAGUUUUGCUACCCUUGUGCCUCUUCUUCCAUUAGCUAGGGGCCUUCCUCGGCCAGUUGGAGUGAAUGAAGCCUUGUCUGGAAAUGCUGAAGAUGCGCAAUUUUUGGAACAGUUGCUUGACAACUCACACAUCGAUGACUACAAGCUGUGCACUGAAUUAAAAGUAACCUUGAGGAGGUAUCAACAAGAGGGUAUAAACUGGCUUGGAUUUCUGAAAAGGUUCAAGCUUCAUGGGAUAUUGUGUGAUGAUAUGGGUCUUGGCAAGACGCUUCAAGCAUCAGCUAUUGUGGCCUCAGACAUAGCUGAGCACCAUGCUAUUAGCCAUGGCGAGGGUCUUCCUUCGUCAUUAAUAAUUUGCCCGUCAACUCUUGUAGGACACUGGGCUUUUGAAAUAGAAAAGUAUAUCGAUCCAUCUUUAGUAUCAACUCUCCAAUAUGUGGGCUCUGCUCCAGAUCGCAUUUCCCUGCGUGAAGAUUUCAAUAAACACAAUGUCGUCAUAACAUCCUAUGAUGUUGUCCGCAAAGAUAUUGAUUUCCUUGGACAAUUAAUGUGGAACUAUUGCAUAUUAGAUGAAGGACACAUUAUCAAGAACUCAAAGUCUAAAAUUACAACUGCAGUGAAACAGUUGAAAGCCCAGCAUCGGCUUAUUCUUAGUGGAACACCAAUUCAGAAUAACAUAAUGGAUCUUUGGUCCCUUUUUGACUUCUUGAUGCCAGGGUUUCUCGGAACAGAGAGACAAUUUCAAUCUACCUAUGGCAAACCAUUGUUGGUGGCUAGAGAUUCAAAAUGCUCAGCAAAGGAUGCUGAAGCUGGAGUACUUGCUAUGGAAGCCUUGCACAAGCAGGUCAUGCCUUUUCUGCUUCGUCGGACCAAGGAUGAAGUAUUGUCUGACUUACCAGAGAAAAUUAUUCAGGACAGAUAUUGUGACCUUAGCCUAGUUCAGUUAAAACUCUACGAGCAGUUUUCUGGUUCUCAUGUUAGACAAGAAAUUUCAAGCAUGGUGAAAGUAAAUGACGCUGAAGAUGCGAAAGAUGUAAAAACUUCUUCGUCUAAAACAUCCACACAUGUUUUCCAGGCACUUCAAUACUUGCUUAAACUCUGUAGUCAUCCAUUGCUUGUCAUUGGGGAAAAGAUUCCUGCCUCGCUCGAAUGCUGUUUGUCAGAACUGUUUCCCGGAAUCUCAAACAUUAUUUCAGAACUUCAUAACUUGCAUCAUUCUCCCAAAUUAGUUGCUCUUCAGGAGAUUCUUGAAGAGUGUGGAAUAGGCCUGGACACUUCAUCUUCUGAGGGUUCUCUUCCUGUUGGGCAACAUAGGGUUCUAAUAUUUGCUCAACAUAAGGCCUUAUUGGACAUCAUUGAAAGAGAUCUGUUCCAGAACCACAUGAAGAAUGUUACAUACUUGAGGCUGGAUGGAUCAGUAGAACCUGAGAAACGUUUUGACAUUGUGAAGGCUUUCAAUUCAGACCCUACUAUAGAUGCCCUGUUACUCACAACACAUGUUGGUGGGCUUGGCUUGAAUCUGACCUCCGCCGAUACACUCAUUUUUAUGGAGCAUGACUGGAAUCCUAUGCGAGAUCAUCAGGCUAUGGAUCGAGCACACAGACUAGGCCAGCGGAAAGUUGUCAAUGUGCACCGCCUCAUUAUGCGAGGCACCUUGGAGGAGAAAGUCAUGAGCCUCCAGAGAUUCAAAGUGUCGGUUGCAAAUGCUGUUAUCAAUGCGGAUAAUGCUAGUCUGAAAACAAUGAAUACUGAUCAACUGCUUGAUCUAUUUUCCUCAGCAGAAUCUGGCAGAAAGGGAGCUAUUGUAUCAAGACGUGCAGAUGGCAACUUUGAUGUUGACCCUAAGUUGAUGGGUGCUGGGAAAGGUUUGAAAGCCAUCCUUGGUGGAUUGGGUGAGCUGUGGGAUCAAUCCCAAUAUGCUGAAGAAUAUAACUUGAACCAGUUUUUGGCAAGGCUGAAUGGCUGAGUCCAAGCUUGAAGCGAUGUACAGGUUAUAUAUCUCAGGAUGAAAUAGGAUCAAAAUUUUGGCGUUAUAGUUGUAGGUUCUUUUUUCCAUCUUUACUUUUUUAUUACCUUUUUUAAAUGGCCCUCCUUUCUAAUGAGUCCUGCCAUGUUUGCUUCCUCCAUUUCUUUUUCCUCCCAUAUGUGCUUUUUUGUCUUCUGUGGGGGGUUGUGCAGAGAAGAUGGAUUGGGGUCGUUAGUGCAGGAGUCCGGCAUGUGGAAAAGUUAAGAAUAUUGAGUGAGUUGGUGUUGGAAGGGGACAGAAGUGUAAAUUGUAGACAGAUGUAUAGACAUUCGGCUUCAUUGACUUAAUAAGAGUUAUUACUUUUGGUCCAA
Molecule: messenger RNA, 6661 nt
Organism: Rhodamnia argentea
Lineage: Eukaryota; Viridiplantae; Streptophyta; Magnoliopsida; Myrtales; Myrtaceae
Product: TATA-binding protein-associated factor BTAF1
Exons: 28
Coding region: 135-6290 (2051 amino acids)
Molecular function (GO): DNA binding; TBP-class protein binding; ATP-dependent chromatin remodeler activity
Source: RefSeq, a predicted model, not a curated record